Messenger RNA from Phacochoerus africanus (Common warthog), 3085 nucleotides. It is a transcript of the gene MANEAL, whose product is annotated as mannosidase endo-alpha like. Gene Ontology annotation, molecular function: alpha-mannosidase activity. Bases 82 to 1455 code for a protein of 457 amino acids. The transcript has 4 exons. NCBI's taxonomy places the organism in Eukaryota, Metazoa, Chordata, Mammalia, Artiodactyla, Suidae. The record is from RefSeq and is a predicted model, not a curated record. Gene Ontology annotation, cellular component: Golgi apparatus.
ACGCGCGGGAGCCGGGCGGGCAGCCAUGGCGCGGCGCGCAGGGAGGUAGGCGGGCGGGACGCAGGCAGCGCGGGGGCCGCCAUGGCCCGGCGGCGGCGCCGCGCCUGCAUCGCGCUGUUCCUGGUGCUGCUCUUCGCCUUCGGCACCCUCAUGGGCCUGCGCACACUCAAGGCUCCGGACGGACUCCCGGCGCUGGGCCCGGGCCUGGAGCUAGCUCCCUUUGAGCGACGCCCAGAGGGGGCCCCUGCCCCCGCCGCCCGGGCUCCGGCCGCCCCCGCCGCGCCGCCGCCGCCGCAGCCGCCGCCCCGCACCGCGGGCCCAGGCAGCUCCCUAGGGCCGGCCCCCGCCGAGGCCGAGCCCGCCCCCGGGCAGAGUCUGCGCGUCUACUCGGACCUACAUGCCUUCUACUACUCGUGGUACGGGAGCCCGAGGCGCGAGGGCCACUACAUCCACUGGGACCACGUCAUGGUGCCGCACUGGGACCCCAAGAUCUCGGCCAGCUACCCCCGAGGCCGCCACAGCCCCCCCGACGACUUGGGCUCCAGCUUCUACCCGGAGCUGGGGCCCUACAGCUCCCGGGACCCCGAAGUGCUGCGGGAGCAUAUGACCCAGCUAAAGGAAGCAGCCAUCGGCGUCCUGGUCCUGUCCUGGUACCCACCUGGCAUGGCUGAUGAUAAUGGGGAGCCCUCAGAUGACCUGGUGCCCGCCAUUCUGGACACCGCCCAUCAGUACAAUAUCCAGGUGGCCUUCCACAUCCAACCCUACAAGGGCCGAGAUGACAUCACUCUACACGACAAUGUCAAGUACAUCAUUGACACGUAUGGCUCCCAUGGUGCGUUUUACCGCUAUAAGAACAGCAUGGGUAAGAGCCUCCCACUCUUUUAUAUCUAUGACUCCUAUCUGACAUCCCCUGAGGCCUGGGCCCACCUCCUGACACCAAAUGGGCCCCAUUCGAUCCGCAACACCCCUUACGAUGGGGUCUUCAUAGCGCUGCUGGUGGAGGAGGGCCACACCCACGACAUCCUGGCCGCUGGAUUUGAUGGCAUGUACACCUACUUUGCCUCCAAUGGUUUCUCCUUCGGCUCCUCCCAUCAGAACUGGAAAGCUGUGAAGAACUUUUGCGAUGCCAACAACCUCAUGUUUAUCCCCAGCGUGGGGCCUGGCUACAUUGACACCAGCAUCCGGCCCUGGAACAACCACAAUACGCGGAACAGGGUCAAUGGCAAGUACUAUGAGACGGCCCUGCAGGCAGCUCUGACAGUGAGGCCCGAGAUCGUCUCCAUCACCUCUUUCAACGAGUGGCAUGAGGGCACCCAGAUUGAGAAGGCCAUUCCCAAGAAGACGCCAACUCGGCUGUAUCUGGACUACCUGCCCCAUCAGCCCAGCCUGUACCUGGAGCUGACGCGCCGCUGGGCAGAGCACUUCAUCAAAGAGAAGGAGCAGUGGCUGAUGUGAGGGGCCUGCAAGCUGGGGCAGGAGGUGCCAACAUCCCGGCCCCACCGGCAGAGGUCACCACACGGGGCUUGGCUGAGGUUGUAGACACUCGCUUGUCUCCAAGUCAGCGGCUGGCUGAGGGCUUCUGGGGCCACGGAGAACAGAGCAGGGUGCUCUGCAGGGACAGGACACUAGGCAGUGUUCCAGGAUCAAACCCAGGAGCUGGCAGGUGACUGGAUUUAGCUCAAGGCAGCUCUACAGCCUCAGUCAAAACACUUUGAACUCAUCCCUCUGGCCUUGACUGCAGCUGGUUGGUGGUGUGGCGUCACUACGUCACUGUUCUUAGAAGGGUGUCAGGGCUCUGGGCUAGCACGCACUCUCCCUUCUGCCAGCCUGCAUCCUCUCCAGGCCUGUCUGCCCCAAGCUAGGGAACCCUAUUUGAGAGUCUCUAAAAGGGAAAUUCUCAGUUUAAGCUCUUCUCAGUAGUUCCUAAACCGAAGUAUCAGGAAAUCAUUCUGAGCAUCACAAAUCCAUUCCACACACUCAGUGAGCACCCUACCACAUGCCAGGUGCUGGGGGGAAACUUGGCCAGGAAUGAGUCCUGUCUUCCUUCCUAAGCUUACAGGAUCCACUUUCCUCAUUUGGUGUGGCCUUGUAGCUAGUGCCUGAGCACAGCUCUAAGUUUCUCCUUUUUGCAGGUUUGCCCAGUGCUGGGAGUUAAGUUCUUUUUCCUCUGUGCUCCAGGGCCUCUGUUUUCCUAGAUGAAUAUUUAGCUCCAGGGAGAAGACCAGGACACCCCCACUCCCUUUACCUCCCUAAAAUGAAUGAGGCCCAGUUGCUAGAGCUGUUUUCAGUACUACUGUGAUUUUAUUAAAUAUGACAUGGUGUUCUGUUCUCAAGUCAGCUUUCUUUCCGCUCCCUGCAGGCCCACAAACUCUGAUCCCUGUCAGGUUCUGUGACAAAUCGACAUGUAGGAUGGGCUGGCUACCGUGUUCCUAAGUGUGACGAAGAGGCCAGUUUGCUUGAGAAAUGAGUAGUUUCAACAAGACUUUUAGAGGGAAUAUUUAACAAACCAGUGCUUAUUUACAAAGAAACUAAUAUGCUAAUUGCAGGGACCCUCAGAGCAGGCUUGGGAUACCCUCUUGGCAAGAAUUCUUGAAAAACAUGUAUGUUGGAAGCCACUGUAUUGUCAAGGGUAUGGGCUCAAGACUGAAUCCCAAUUCUGGGAACUGGGGUGCAAGGAGGGUGGGAAAGAAGUGAGCCCUACUGGUCACCUCAAGGACUCCCAGCUCCAAUAAUGGGUACUAAACCCCCCAGUGGAUGGGGCAGGCCUGGUCCCCUCGCUUGUGACAGCUGGGGAAACCAAGGCAGGCAGGGACAGAUGAAAAGGGCUGGAUGGUGACCUGGAGUCAUUUACAGAUGAAGUAACACCGAGGCUUUGUUUCACACAUAGAUACAUAAAAUACUAAAAAUAUGUUAAGGUCAGGGGACAAGGGCAGUAAUUGUCACCCACUGCUGCUGGCAGUGCAACUUGAUUCAGUUCUUUUGAAGGCUAACCUGUGUCAAGAGCCAUAAAAAUGCCCAUAUACUUUGACCCAGUAAUCCUACUCUGAGGAAAUAAUUCAAAAGAAAAAUAAAGCAUUUACAAAGA